AUGAGAAAGCGAAUACUAAUCAAGUACUCAGGCGACAAGGGCGAGCCUACGUGCAAACCCAAAGCAAAACGAGGUAGCGAAAUCCGGGCUGCACCUAAGCCCGUACCGACGGAGAGCAUUUAUGACGCCGACAGCAGAGAGUUCAAGAUCCUGAUGAAAGCCAGCAAGAUACCUAGUAGUGCGUGGACAGUGAGCAGGAACGGGGAGGGACACGCCAUGCGACUAAGCGUGCGGCCCAAGUUCUUCUCAGUUCCUCAUGCCAUUUACAUUGCGGGCUAUGUCGUAAUUGAAUACCAUGAUCAAGAAAUAAAGGAUCAAUGUGAGAACGCAUCGGCACUGGCCAUGGGAGGGCGCGGAGAGGUCGUACGCGUCCAGCGCCAGUGGAACCGCGAGUACAACGCCGGAGAAUACGAUUUGGUCUUCGACCCACGCCCAGACCAGAACCCGACAAGGGCAUGCACCCUUGGUGAUCACGCCGGGGCACUCAAUUGGGCGACCGCCCUCCAAAAUGCAUCCCCGCACUACAAGUAUCUCGGUCGCAUCAAACCGGGCCUGGCCAACAGCGAUAUUAUAACAGAGUCAAACAUGGUGCUCGCGAAUAUGGGGAAAUACAGUCAGAUUAGAAAUAAUUGCUUUACUUUUGUCAAGAAGAUAUACGCGGAUGAGGCCGCGUAG
Messenger RNA from Penicillium samsonianum, 675 nucleotides. RefSeq names its product Glycoside hydrolase superfamily. NCBI's taxonomy places the organism in Eukaryota, Fungi, Ascomycota, Eurotiomycetes, Eurotiales, Aspergillaceae. Bases 1 to 675 code for a protein of 224 amino acids. The transcript is spliced from 4 exons. The record is from RefSeq and is a predicted model, not a curated record.